CGGACGAACUGAUCUGACAGAAGUUUUUAAAAGAUUAUCGAGAAAAAGAGAAUAUAUAUGGCAUCCAAGUGGAAACCAACGUUUUGGAAGCCAGGUUCUGAGGGCCCUGGUAGUAGUAUAGCUGAAGAGAGAGCUAAUAAUGAGGAGGCUGGUGCAUCAACAGUGUAUAAUCCUAAUGCAUCCUUAUCUAUCACACUGCAAAGACAAAGACUUCCUAUAUUCAAGCACAAAACAAAUAUCCUGUAUCUGCUAGAAAAAUAUGAGACAGUUAUCAUUGUGGGUGAAACAGGAUGUGGAAAGUCAACCCAGAUUCCACAGUAUUUAUUUGAGAAUGGUUGGACCGCAGAUGGCAAAAAGAUUGGAAUCACUCAACCAAGACGAGUGGCUGCAGUCACGGUUGCAAUGAGAGUAGCUGAAGAAAGAAGCUCAUUCAUUGGCCAGGAAGUGGGUUACUGUGUAAGAUUUGACAAUUGUUAUGACCCACACACUACGAUGAUAAAGUAUAUGACAGAUGGGAUACUAUUGAGAGAAAUCAUGGGAGAUCCUCUGCUUACCAAGUACAGUGUUAUUAUGAUUGACGAGGCUCAUGAAAGAACUCUUUACACAGAUAUCAUUUUGGGUCUUUUAAAAAAGAUAAAGAAAAAAAGAAAGGAUUUGAAAAUAAUAGUGUCUUCAGCAACUCUUGAUGCAGAGAUGUUUAAAAAAUAUUUCAACACAAAUAUUACAAGUGAUAAAAGCAAAGACACAGCUGCUGUCCUUUCUGUGGAAGGCAGAUCGUAUCCAGUAGAUAUACACUAUACCUUAAGUCCAGUUCCAGAUUAUGUGAAGGCUACAGUUGAUACAGUAAUGGGUAUUCACCUGGAGCAAGGGCCUGGUGAUAUACUGGUCUUUCUCACUGGUCAGGAUGAAGUUGAGUCUGCUGUGGAAAAACUUAUUGAAAGAGCAAGAGCAAUGCCUAAAGGAUCUCGUUACCUGAAAGUCCUUCCGAUGUACAGUGGCUUACCUCAUUCAGAGCAGAUGCUUGUGUUCAAAAGAGCUCCACAGAAUACAAGAAAGGUAGUUGUGGCUACAAACAUAGCUGAAGCGUCGAUAACUAUCGAUGGCGUUGCAUAUGUAAUUGAUUGUGGGUUCGUCAAGAUGCGAGCAUACUCUCCAAAGACUGGCGUAGAAAGCUUGAUCGUGACACAGGUAUCCCAAGCGUCUGCUGAACAGAGGGCAGGCAGGGCUGGAAGGGUUCGAGCAGGAAAAGCUUACAGGUUAUACACAGAGAAGGAUUUCCACCAACUGGCUUCAGGAACAAUACCAGAAAUGCAGAGAAGUAAUCUUGCUCCUGUUUUACUACAACUCAAAAGCAUGGGAAUCGAUAAUGUGUUAAGGUUCGACUUUCCUUCUAAACCUCCUGCACAGUCGAUGAUCAGAGGUCUGGAGCUUUUAUAUGCGAUAGACGCACUCGAUGAUAAUGGCAAACUGGUCGAACCUUUAGGUGUUAGCAUGGCGGAGUUCCCCCUGGAACCAAUGAUUGCCAAGAUGCUACUUUGUUCAGGGAAAUUCGAGUGUUCUAAAGAAAUCCUUACCAUUGCCGCCAUGUUACAGAUUCACCACGUGUUUGUCAGUCCGUCCAAUCAGAAGGCAGCUGCGGAAAGGGCUCGCAGAAAAUUCGCAGUGUACGAAGGUGAUCAUUUAACUUAUCUGAAUGUAUACCAGGCGUUUGUCAAGCACAAACAGAGUUCUCGCUGGUGCCAAGAAAACUUCGUCAAUUAUAAAGGACUAAAACAUGCAGUCAAAAUCAGAGAGCAGCUGAAGAAGCUAUUGCUACAUUUUAAUGUACCAAUUCUAACCUGUGAUGGUGAUGUUGAUCCUGUCUGUCAAUGCAUCGUCUCGGGUUUCUUCGCCAAUGCAGCGCGCUUACACCCCAGUGGGUCUUACAGGACCAUACGGGAUGGCCAUCCUCUACACAUUCAUCCCAAUUCAGUACUUUACGCUGAACAACCGCCUGAAUGGGUCAUUUAUCACGAGAUCCUACAGACGUCGAAAUAUUACAUGAGAGAUGUUACAAAGAUUGAACCAUCCUGGCUUUACGAAUUGGCCCCUCACUAUUACGAGUACGGCACUGUAAGUCAGCAUUACAAUUACUUUUGUCGUUCAUUAUUCCUAUAGCUCUGAUAUUCAUUUAGAUACCUUUUCUGUCCCUUUAGGAUCGGGAGAUUGCAGCUAAAAGAGCAAAACUGGAGUAAAAACGGGAAAGAACUGAGAAGAAAGGAUUUAAAGCUUACGGCAGAAAAUGAGUAUACUAAAAUGUAUACUUUAUGUAUAUUUUACUGACGUUUGGUGUACAUAAUUAAUAAAGAAAUACAAAUAAAUGUAUAAAUUUUGAA
Actinia tenebrosa (Australian red waratah sea anemone) is the source of this 2375-nucleotide messenger RNA. Its product is annotated as putative ATP-dependent RNA helicase DHX35. Gene Ontology annotation, cellular component: catalytic step 2 spliceosome; intracellular anatomical structure. The record is from RefSeq and is a predicted model, not a curated record. NCBI's taxonomy places the organism in Eukaryota, Metazoa, Cnidaria, Anthozoa, Actiniaria, Actiniidae. Gene Ontology annotation, molecular function: ATP binding; RNA binding; helicase activity.